Carassius carassius (crucian carp) is the source of this 5570-nucleotide messenger RNA. Its product is annotated as E3 ubiquitin-protein ligase HECW1-like. Gene Ontology annotation, biological process: regulation of dendrite morphogenesis. Gene Ontology annotation, molecular function: ubiquitin-protein transferase activity; protein binding. The record is from RefSeq and is a predicted model, not a curated record. NCBI's taxonomy places the organism in Eukaryota, Metazoa, Chordata, Actinopteri, Cypriniformes, Cyprinidae.
AUGUCAGAGGAUGACAGUACGAACUUGUAUCAGAACAGGUUUCUGGGGCUUGCAGCUAUGGCCUCUCCAUCUCGUGCAUCUCAGGACAGGCGGCGAUGUAAGGACCCGAUUCGGCACAGUUUCAACCCUGAGCAGUUUCCCAAUGUGGACUUCCAGAAUGGUGUACCUGAGGAGCUGGCGGUGUUCGUGCUGCGCUCCACCAGUGACACCGACCUCGUGACCUCUCACUGCCGCUCCACCCUCACCGUCAGCACCUCCAGCUACACCAUCGGCCAGACGCAGGACAUCACCCUCAGCUGGGACAUCAAGAAGGAAGUGGAUGCGGGCGACUGGAUUGGCAUGUACCUCAUUGAUGAGGUUCUGUCAGAGAACUUUCUGGACUACAAAAACCGAGGUGUGAACGGCUCCCACAAAGGUCAGAUCACCUGGAAGAUCGAGGCCAGCUCCUAUUUUGUAGAACCGGAGUCUAAGAUCUGUUUUAAAUAUUAUCAUGGAGUGAGUGGAGCUCUGUGGGCCACAACGCCUUGUGUGACCGUGAAAAACCCCUCCGCACCGGUGUUUAAGCCGGUGGCCACAGAUGACGUACCUCAGAGUCAAGGCAGCAGAAGACUCAUCAGCUUCUCUCUCUCAGAUUUCCAAGCCACCGGUCUGAAGAAAGGCAUGUUCUUCAACCCCGACCCCUACCUGAAGAUUGCUAUCCACCCUGGCAAGCACAGCAUCUUCCCUGCCCUUCCUCACCACGGCCAGGAGAAGAGAUCAGGCAUCUGCAAUAUCAUUAAUCCCAUUUGGCAGAGGGAGCGCUUUAAUUUUGUGUCUCUGCCCACGGAUGUAUUGGAGAUCGAGGUGAAGGACAAGUUUGCCAAAAGCCGACCCAUCAUAAAGCGUUUCUUGGGCAAGCUGUCCAUGCCGGUGCAAAGAUUACUGGAGAAACAUGCUAUCGGUGAUCGAGUGGUCAGCUACACUCUGGGUCGGUGGCUUCUAACAGAGCAAGUCAGUGGACAGCUGCAGUUCAGGUUUGAGAUUACAUCCUCCAUCCACCCAGAUGAUGAGGACAUGUCUUUUAGUACAGAGCAACCAGUGCCAGCAGCAGAAGCUCAAGUCCAUCCUCAGGCAGAAGACACAAUCAGUUUGGACCAGGGGGCCCCAGAGUUGCCUUUAGAUGGAGAAACAGCAUCUGUAGAGAUGCCCAUGGAUGCUGAAUCAGCCGAGGCAGAAGCUGUAGUGGAAGAGCCUUUAGAGUCAGAGCAGCAUCCGCAUCCGAUCCACCACCUGCUGCACUGUCUCCCAUCCACCGUGAAUGCUCCUGAACCCGUCCAGACACAGAGUGUAGAAGAACAAGAGGAAGACGAGGAAGAGGGUGCGACCCUUGAACCUCAUGCUUUAACACCCAACGGCACUCGCAGGACGCUGCCCCGCAGCCGCUCACACGAACGCCUCUCCGACCUCAUUCAGAUGCUUGAUGGAGAUGGACACCCGCUCAGGGCUGAGGGCCAAACCACAGGUCAAAGGUCACCAGGGCAAAAUGAGUAUGAUUUGAGCCCGGUGCCAUGCUGCAGUCACAUGGCACAGAGGGCCUCGGGCCCCGUCCGGGCAGCGUCUCUAGACAGCGCGCGUCGGUCGGAGAGCACUGCGUUCUCCUCACAGGAUGACGAGGAUCUGGUUUUCGCUUUUGCCAACUUGUAAUUGAAAAGUAUCUAUGAAGAAUGGCCUGGCAUGUUUGUGGUGUGUUUAGGAGAAUGUCCUUUGCCUUGCAACCAUCCUGCAGUUAGCCAUUUGCCCGCCCUGCGCCCCGACCCACAUCACUACCCCACCAUAGACGAGCCGCUGCCACCGAACUGGGAGGCCCGUAUUGACAGUCACGGCCAUGGCCUGCGCAGGUCUGGUUCUGUUCAACAGAUGGAGCAGCUCAACAGGAGGUACCAGACCAUCCAGAGGACGAUGGCCACAGAGAGGAGAAACGAGGAGACAGGAAGUCCUCACAACGAGAGAACAACCAACACUGAGACAGACUCGCCUCCACAGACAACCGAGUUGAGAAGAGACGCCCCAUGUUCUCCAGGUCAUUGUCAGAAGAUCACGUUACUGCUUCAGAGUCCAGCGGUCAAGUUCAUCACUCACCCAGAGUUCUUCACUGUUCUCCACGCAAAUUAUGGUGCAUAUCGUAUGUUCACAAACAGCUCGUGUCUGAAACACAUGGUCCUGAAAAUCAGACGUGAUGCCCGAAACUUUGAGCGGUACCAGCACAACCGUGACCUGGUGGCCUUCUUGAAUAGGUUUGCAGAUGCUCAGCUGGAGCUGCCGCGAGGCUGGGAGAUCAAAACAGACCUGCAGGGGAAGUCAUUCUUUGUAGACCACAACAGUCGGGCCACAACCUUCAUAGAUCCCAGGAUCCCUUUGCAAAACGGCAGGUUGCCGAACCACCUGACGCGCCGCCAGCACCUGCAGAGACUAUGCAGCUACAGCGCAGGAGAGGCAUCUGAGGUGUCUCGCACCCGAGGGGUGUCUUUGUUAGCCAGGCCUGGAAACAGCCUUGCAGUAGCCAUACGAAACCAAAGCCAGCAGGAGCCAGCUCCAUCAGCAUACAAUGAAAAGAUUGUAGUGUUUUUACGGCAACCAAACAUCUUUGAGGUGCUACAGGAACGGCAGCCGAGCCUGGUGAGGAAUCACUCGCUCAAGGAAAAGGUGCAUCACAUCCGAACCGAAGGCACACAGAGACUGGAGAAGCUGUCAUGUGAUGCCGAUCUGGUCAUGCUGUUAAGUUUGUUUGAGGGGGACAUCAUGUCUUACAUUCUUCUCACAUCAUUUCACCCCGGGUUCAACUUCUCUCCACGAUGCUCUCCUGGUUCUUCUCCUCAAAACUCUCCAGGGUCCCAGAGGGCUCGGGCACCAGCGCCCUACCGCAGAGAUUUUGAGGCCAAACUGCGCAACUUCUACAGAAAGCUGGAGGCAAAGGGCUACGGGCAAGGACCCGGCAAGAUCAAACUGAUCGUCAGAAGAGAUCAUCUGUUAGAAGGAACAUUUAACCAGGUCAUGGCCUACUCCCGUAAAGAGCUCCAGAGAAACAAGCUGUACAUCACCUUUGUCGGAGAGGAAGGACUGGACUACAGCGGUCCAUCGCGAGAGUUUUUCUUCCUGCUGUCUCAGGAGCUGUUUCUCCUAGCUGUUGACCCUUACUACGGCCUGUUUGAAUACUCCGCCAAUGACACAUACACUGUCCAGAUCAGCCCCAUGUCAGCUUUUGUAGAAAACCAUUUGGAAUGGUUCCGUUUCAGCGGUCGAAUUCUUGGCCUGGCUUUGAUUCAUCAGUAUUUGUUGGACGCCUUCUUCACCCGUCCGUUUUAUAAAGCUCUCCUCAGACUAGCCACAGAUCUCAGUGACCUGGAGUACCUGGAUGAGGAGUUCCAUCAGAGUUUACAGUGGAUGAAGGAAAAUGACAUCACUGAUGUGCUGGAUCUCACCUUCACAGUCAAUGAGGAAGUGUUCGGACAGGUGACCGAGCGGGAGCUGAAAUCUGGCGGGUCAACCAUGCAGGUGACGGAGAAGAAUAAGAAGGAGUAUAUCGAGCGGAUGGUGAAGUGGAGGGUGGAGGGAGGUGUUGUCCAGCAGCAGACACAGGCUCUGGUACGGGGCUUUUAUGAGGUGGUGGACUCUCGUCUGGUGUCUGUGUUUGAUGCCAGAGAGCUGGAGCUGGUGAUUGCAGGAACAGCAGAGAUUGAUUUAAACGACUGGAGGAACAACACAGAGUAUAGAGGAGGUUAUCACGAUGGGCACAUUGUGAUCCGGUGGUUCUGGGGUGCGGUGGAGCGCUUCAAUAAUGAACAGAGACUGCGUCUGCUGCAGUUUGUGACGGGUACCUCCAGCGUCCCGUACGAGGGCUUUACUGCGCUGCAUGGGAGCCACGGCCUACGACGCUUCUGCAUCGAGAAAUGGGGCAAGAUCACAUCCCUCCCGAGGGCGCACACAUGCUUUAACCGUCUGGAUCUCCCACCGUAUCAGUCCUACACCAUGUUGUAUGAGAAACUGCUGAUCGCUGUGAAAGAGACCAGCACUUUUGGCCUUGAGUGAGGACUAAUUCACCUUCCUCUCUGUGACCUUUCCAUGUACACCGUAUGCAAUUAUCUACUAGCGUGGAUUGUGGAUUCAUGGACUGUGUCCAGUGUCCAUUUCUUUGGUGUGUUCAGGACACCACUGCAUGCACCAGGCACCUGUGCAGGUGGACAGUGUGUAACGUGUAUGCAAUAGUGAAAGAGAAGCCUUCAACCCGCUUUUAACACUCAGGGUCUCGACCUCUGCUGAAGUUGGUCUCAGUUCGCACAUCAUUUCACCACAAACCACGUCCAGCAACCUUUUCCUUUGGUGCAUUCUCACGUUGACAAAAGUUAUAAAGUUAAAACCAAAUAUGCUCGGAGAACAUAUCUGAUGAGGUCUUGUAAUUACUGUAAAUGUGUGCACUAGUUUACAUUACACGGCACUAUCACAGGAAGUGGCAUCACUUUGCAGGAGUCCGACGGGGAAAUGGCAAGUCUGAACUGUAAUUUGACACUUUUGAUUUAUUCGUUUGUACUUAUCAAUACAUUUUAAUGUUAAAAUCAUUAACACAUCAAACAUAUUUAAGGAUGUUUAAGGCUUCAUGAUGUCUUGUCUGUAAUAUCUGAAUGAAUUGCCAGUGUUGGAACUCGUUUGCUUUCAAUGAUUUGAUGUUUUUGGGUUAAAAAGUCAACAUAGGAUGUUUACUUAAAUGUCAACACUAAAAGCAAAAAUGUAAAGAAUUAAAUGUGAUGUUUAUAAUUUUGUAGAGCGGGAUUUUAAACCAAUAAGACUGCACUAUCCAGCAUAACAAAACAUGAAAAACAAGGGACUGAAAAUGAAAAUGACUUGUCAGUGGUUAGAUGCAUCUAGAUAAGAAACUGUGUAAAGGUGCAUUCAUGGCAACAGGGAUUUAUAGUGUUUCACUAUAAACCAGUGGUGAUGCGAUACUUUAUGCAAAUGAGUAGAGUAAAGAUGUCUCAGAAGUAAAUGCUCAUGAGCAGCUUUAUGUGAUUCUUUAUGCACUACUGCAGUUUGUGUAUAUGUUUUCCUUUAGCAUGUUCAUUUUUAGCAAUAAAAUACUUUUUAUUUAUUGUAUUUUUAUGUACUUUUCAGUUUUCUAAACCAGAUCAUGUUGGCGUUAUUGGCUGCGCACAUCAUCUUUUUUGUUCAUUUGCAUUAAGUUCAACUGUUUGUCUAGACUUUGUCACAUCGCCAUCUCUCAGUCACUUAAAAAUUACUUGAAAAGUUACUUUCCUGAUGCUAUGAUAUGCACUUGCUUUCCCUAAUGUUUAGAAAAUGUGUUUUUGUUUUUCUGUUCUUAUGUCUUUUUAUGACUUAGAAAAUGGUGAGGGGAUUGAAACAAAUGAAAGACCAAAAAUAGUAAAUAAUUGUGCACCACACACCAUGUUUGUCAGAGUGCUUUAACUGUGUGUGUUUAAAGAGCAGUGAGAUACUCUUAAGAGUGAUUUAUUUAUUCAAAAAGGAAAUUGGUUUAAAUGUCAGGACUUUUUUUUUUUAUCUCAGGGUGGUUUGUUCUAUGA